AUGGGGCCCAGAACGCACACCAUCCGGAUACCAGACCAUCGCGACGACUGCGAGCUCGGCGUCUCAGACGCCAACGACAACAAUGCCGUCAAAAUCGGCGCAGGACUCGGCGUCCCCCUCGGUGUUAUUGCCAUCGGGGCCAUCGCAGCACUACCCUUCAUGAGACGCGGAAAGCGAGCGGGAGCCAGCACCAAUCAUCAGGAGCUCGCUAACAAGGGCGGACAAGAAAAGGCCCAGGACAACCUGGCUGCCGGCCCAACCGCAGGAACUAGACGGCCACGAGAGCGAAAUACACCGGUUUGA
Messenger RNA from Metarhizium acridum CQMa 102, 303 nucleotides. RefSeq lists its product as uncharacterized. The record is from RefSeq and is a predicted model, not a curated record. Lineage: Eukaryota; Fungi; Ascomycota; Sordariomycetes; Hypocreales; Clavicipitaceae.